AUGGUGAGAGGGAGAAAGGGGGAUAGAGAUAAGGGGGAAAGGGAGAGAGAAAGAGGGAUAGAGAGUGGGAGAGAGAAGGUAAGAGGGAGAGGGAGAAGAGAAGAUAUUGGCAAGGAUUUUACUGAUCAUCUUUACACUGCUUUAAAACAAGCAGGAAUCCGUACCUUUGGAGAUGAUAAUAAACUUACUAGAGGAGAAGAUGUCUCCUCACAAAUCCUGAAAGCAAUUCAGCCAUCCAAAAUUUCUAUAGUGGUCUUCUCCCAAGGCUAUGCUUCCUCCAGAUGGUGUCUUGAUGAACUAGUAAAGAUUCCUGAAUGCAAAAAUUAA
Dovyalis caffra is the source of this 327-nucleotide messenger RNA. The record is from the annotation of a GenBank genome assembly. Lineage: Eukaryota; Viridiplantae; Streptophyta; Magnoliopsida; Malpighiales; Salicaceae.